Messenger RNA from Dendroctonus ponderosae (mountain pine beetle), 3484 nucleotides. It is a transcript of the gene CrebA, whose product is annotated as cyclic AMP response element-binding protein A. The record is from RefSeq and is a predicted model, not a curated record. Gene Ontology annotation, biological process: regulation of transcription by RNA polymerase II. The coding region runs from base 385 to 1551 and encodes 388 amino acids. Gene Ontology annotation, molecular function: cAMP response element binding; DNA-binding transcription factor activity, RNA polymerase II-specific. NCBI's taxonomy places the organism in Eukaryota, Metazoa, Arthropoda, Insecta, Coleoptera, Curculionidae. The transcript has 7 exons.
UAUACAUUCUCGCUAUAUUACGGUAUUUCGCUUCGGGCCGCACGUUCUUUUAAUCAUUCGUCAGCGUUCUAGCGCGAUUCUAUACAGUAGAUUUUCUCACAGGAAGUAUUGAAACAGCGACAUUCACCUGUUUUCGGGUUAAUAUCAACAGGUUACCGGUAAACGGACGGUCGUACAAACGAAACUUUUGUAUUCGCACAGUUUCUAAAGCUCGCGCUCCAUUCCGUUACUUCAGGAUAUGCAUGUGUGCGGCUUUCACCAUAUGGAAAGCCCUACAAAUCAUAAUUAACUUCAGUGACUGUUCUCGGGAAAGUUUGUUUGUUCAGUGAGGAAAGCUCUUUUUGUGGGGAUUCACGGUUGAUUAUCAAUUAUUAUUAGGACGCAAUGGAGACCUGUUUUGAUGUGGAUAAGUCGUUUUACGACAUUGACUCAGCUGAUGACCUGAAGCAAUUCUGGGAAUCUGAACUAGAUCCGGAAAUGCGCGACGUCUUGAAGUUGCACACUGGCGAUGGGGGCGACGUUGAGUGGACAUUCAUGGAAGCCAAAGACAUCCCUGGUAUCAUUUUAAACGACAAAUUAAUGACUGAUGCUGCCCUUGGAACGCGACCAAUCAAAGUGGAACACAGCUACAGCCUAAGUUCAGAUAGUGAUUCUGUGCCGGACUCACCAAAGUCAGUUCAAAAAAUUGAUGUGCUUAUAGACAUGGAAGACGAAUGUUAUCCAGCCAUAUCAAUGAACCCCUCCUGUGAUAGACUAACAGAUGACACCAUGGAGAUUAAGGAGGAAGAGGCGGAAAUCAAAGAAGAAUACAGCGAAACAGAUAGUAUACACAGUUCCUGUCCGUCAUCGCCGCACUCGCAAAUCAUACAAGGAAAUGAAAUACAUUUUGAUGUUGAUAUGGUAGGAACAAAUUCGCAACUAUCUGAAGCCAUCCUCCAACAGUCUGGACAGAAUAUACUCAUAACGACCCCAAAUAAAGUUCUACCUCAAAGAAUGCAAAUUCCACAAUUGAGCCUUAAGUUGGCACCUAAUGGUAAUGCGUUCCAUCUACCACCAACACCACCGUCGUGCAGCAGCAGCGACGAUUCAGAAGAUAAUGGAAUUUCGCAACCAUCUUCACCAGCAGCAAGAAAAUUAACGAGGCCGCUUUUACCAUACCAUUCAAGGCAGCCCAUUUACACCCCUUUAAUAAGUACUCAACCGGGAUCUACCGGUGUGUUAGUCCUUACUGCUGAAGAGAAACGAACGUUAAUAGCGGAAGGAUAUCCAGUUCCAACGCGUCUGCCCCUUACUAAACCUGAGGAGAAGUCGCUGAAGAAGAUUAGGAGGAAGAUUAAAAAUAAGAUAUCCGCGCAAGAAAGUAGAAGAAAAAAGAAGGAAUACAUGGAUCAGCUUGAAAGAAAAGUAGAUAUUUUAAUGAGCGAAAAUAACGACUUCAAGAGAACCAUCGAAAACCUACAUGAGUCUAACAGUGACUUGAUGGCGCAGCUUCAAAAGUUACAAGCGAUCGUUAAGAGGAUACAACCGCACCAGCAAGGCUUGGCAAAAUAAACGUUUGAGAAGGUCUUUGUAAGUCAAAAGUACAAAACUAAGUUUUCGCGUUAGAACCUUAUAUUAAACACAUAGCCUAAGGUUGAAACGAAUAUUUCUAUUUAAUAUUUGCCAAUGUAAUAAUUAAAUAUAGUCUUCCUCUAAAGUACGUCUUGGUAAUGAUAUUAUAUAAAACUAAGAUUUUUCAAACAUUCCAAUAUUAAACGAACCAAAGGAGAAUGCAUUUUUAAAUCGCAAUUUUAUUUUAGUACUGCAAUUGUAAUCCAGCGUGUCGACACUAUAAAGUCAACUUCAUUAUAAAUACUCAAAAUGUUUCAGAUCGAAUUAUAUGCAGGAAUGUUUGUAACCAUUUUAAUUCAGUAAGUAUAUGUGAAAAAAAACAUCGAUGGCCUUUUAUCGUAUAUUUCUACUACUAGGAAUUACACAGGGUGAUUCAAAAUUGCCGUGAUUCCUUUUAAGGGGUGAUAGAGGAGAGUAAGAGGAAAAUUGUUUUUUCGCAAAUUUCUAAAACAAACAGUUGAAAAUCGAAUUUCAACUGUGUUAUUAAGUAUUAUUUUGGUCCUAUGUUUGACAGGUAGCUGAUUGAAAUACUUAAGCAUUUAAAAAAAAAUUACCAUAUUUACUUCGAAUUACGAGAAAUUUUCAUAUUCAAAAAGUACUAUUCUACAAUUUUUUGAUAAAAGGUCAAAGCGGCAAUGACCUUUUUUGUCAUCAACAGGCAUUUACAGGUAGAUAGCCUUUGUCAAUAAUAACAAUAAUUUGUCGAACUGUGACUUACUUUGAAGCUCCUUUCACGAAUUUGCGGAUAUGCGAUCAGUUCUGGGGAAAUGCCACAGUAACAUAGCAGAAGCUGUAAAACCUCACGCCAACAAACGGCUAGAGACACUGGAGAUUGGCUCCAGGAAGAUACUGGACGACAAUAGAUGUUUGGGUUUCAGACAGAGAUGCAUUGGCGAUAAUAGCAGCUGAGCCUUCCAGGAGUCUUGCAUUAUGCUCUGCGUUACUGCACAACAACUAACACCACACGUAUGCAUGGUAUGCACCAAAUACCGAGAAAGGGCUACAUUCCUGCAUAGGCACACUAAAUCUCUCGUUUAGUCAACAUCGGUACAAAUUGAGCAAGAGUUAAUUAUCCGAAUAUGAGAGAUUGCUCAAAUGUGAGCUCAGACUGCCGCCAAAAGUGUUCAAUGGAGCACAAACAUGUUUGGAAUUAAACGGGCUGAACUUCAAACAGUUCAUGUGAUUUAACAACUUAAUGGUAUUUUAUUUGUUGUUGUUGUAUGUGGUGUUGACAUCUAUGCACAUAACAUCCCCCUAUAAUAUGUUCUGUGCAUCGAUGGCCGAUUCAGGUACAUCACUCUUUUAAAGCAAAAAUGUUGCCCGCACUGACAAGGUUAUACUAACGUCGAAAUUUUCAAUCCCACUUUUCCUUUUGUUGUUUGUGUGUGUUUCAAUGAUUACUACAGUUUGAGAUCAUUCAGAAGUAACAGGUAUUUACGUAAUGUUAAUGAGGCAGAUUACGUUGAACUAGAUUUUUGUCAUCCUUCUUAUCUAAUUUUUCGCAAAUAUCUCAGUUAUUAAUAACAAUAAUUUUUCUUUGCCAUUUUUCUUGUACUCCAAAACACACCCAGAAGAAAGGCGCCAAUUUUGAAUCACCCUGUAUACGAAUCCUAUCGCUGAUUGUAUUUUUCUAAAUGUUAAUUAUUUAUGAAUGCAAACAGACGUACAUUAGGUUCGUUGAAUUAAAUAAUUAAGUCCAAUGGUGUUACUCUAUAUUUGUACUUAAAACUUAGAUUUAGCUGGUAGGUGUGCCUUAUUACAAAUUUUGCCCAUUUAUCAUACUAGGAUAACAAAGAAUGUAUUUUUACACUUUUUAUAUGUGACUAAAUCAAAAAGUAGUUUUCAUUCUUAAUAAAAGGUUAAGUUAUGUUAA